AUGAUUGACAUCGGCACAAAAAACGCUUCGCCGCACACUGGACGAAAGCAGAUUGGCACCGACAACACGGCGGCGGCACCUCCAUCCCCAUGGCAAGCUUUGACUGCUUGGACCUCCUCCAGGGGGUUCCCCCGUACACCACACGAUACUUUCCACUGA
Molecule: messenger RNA, 159 nt
Organism: Colletotrichum lupini
Lineage: Eukaryota; Fungi; Ascomycota; Sordariomycetes; Glomerellales; Glomerellaceae
Exons: 1
Coding region: 1-159 (52 amino acids)
Source: RefSeq, a predicted model, not a curated record